Molecule: messenger RNA, 972 nt
Organism: Caenorhabditis bovis
Lineage: Eukaryota; Metazoa; Nematoda; Chromadorea; Rhabditida; Rhabditidae
Source: the annotation of a GenBank genome assembly
AUGAAGACGAGCCCCGAGAACGAAUCACUACUCCGGAGAUACGAGCACGAUGAAGCGAGCAUGAGAUUCUUUGCGAAAGAUUCGACCGAAAUCCGAAUGCCGUCCGAAUCCGACAUCGAUUUUCAGCAAUCGUUUCCAAAACCUCGGAAAUGGCCGACAUUCGUCGCCCUUUGUUUCUUGUUUCUCGGCUGGUUUCUCAACGAGAUCGCGUUGGCGUGGAUUCACGAGCGGGUUCCGCGCGACACCGCGCCCCUUCCCGACGUCUUCUUCUCAUUCUUCCCAGAAGUCGAAGGGGCGAUUCGCAUCACCGAAUAUAUCAUGCUCAUUCUCAUCGUGAACGCGUUUGUCAUCAUGCUGACUCACCAACACAGAUGGAUCGUCAUCCGGCGCGCAUUCUUCUGCAUCGGCAUGUCGUACACGUUCCGGGCGUUGUGCGUCACCGUUCUUCAAGUGCCCGUCCCAUCCGUCAACACGUAUUGCGCGCCGAAGCAGAACUCGUCGGCCGAGCUCGUCGCCGCACGUGUCUUCAAGAUGUUCUGGAGUGCCGGCGUCGAGCAGCUUCGACCGCGCGAACUCUGCGGUGAUCUCAUCGUGUCGGGACACACGCUAACCAUUUUCACCGCGUUUCUCGUCUUCAAGACCUACGCACCGAAGAAGCUGCAGCCGCUUUCUCAUUUGUACCACGCGCUUGCUUAUAUCGCAUUGAUCGCCAUUCUCCUCUCCAGAAAGCACUACUUCAUUGACGUCAUUCUUGGGUACACGGUCUCAACGCGAAUGUUCAUUGAGUAUCACUCGCUGGCAUUGGCGUAUCACGAGAAUCUUUACGAAUCGAGUAUGCUCAAUUGGUUUUGGUGGUCGAAACUCGUGCCAUUUUUCGAGCGAGACGCUCCGAAUUUCGUUGAUCUCCACAAUCAUUUGUCGCUUCCCACAAAUGUAUUGUCGUCGAAAAAAUCGGCACGACGAAUCGAUUAA